CACGCUUUUGCAAACCCCAUGUGAGCUGCACUCCAAUGAGUCAUCUUUUUCCCUUCUCUGUUUUUCUUUCAAACCCAAGAUCGAAUUUUGAACUUCCAAGGAUUGUUUAUAAGCUAAGUUUUCAUUGUUAGUAUCCCCAAUUCCUUUGUUGAUGCUCAAUUUUGUUCUUUUUGGGAUUUCAUUUUACAAGGAGAAGGUGAUUCAAGGAUUUUUGUUUAUAAGUAUAUAUUAGUAUUAGUGGGUUCGAGCAGUAUUGACUCCGAGAUUGAUUGUUUUGGGAUGUGAGCUUGGAUUUCUAAGAAAAGAUGAUAUCUUUGAGUGGAUUAGGUAUUGGGUUGGGUGUAGCUUUUGGUUGUCUCUUGUUAGCUCUGAUUGCACAGCUGUCCUAUCUGAUUUGGUGGAAGAGAAGACUCACAUGCACAGAGGUUGAAGACGAUUACAGCAACAAAUUUCUUCAAUUUAUCUGCUUCAAGAGACCAUUUUAUUUGCAGAAAAACAAAAAAAAUCAGGAAAUUGGAGGAGACCCAGUUGGGAAUGGCCAUGGACAAGACAUAGAGCUUGGUUUAGGGGAGGGAAUAGUGCUAAAAAUUGCAGGGGAAGAGAGUGUGGAAGGAGAGCUUAUGAGGUUGCACAAUUUGGCAGGACCACCAAGAUUUCUAUUCACAAUUAAAGAGGAAACCAAGGAGGAUUUGGAGUCUGAGGAUGGGAAAUCUAGGGGAGAUGGUAAGAGUAGAAAGGGUUCAAGAACAAGAAGCUUGAGUGAUCUUAUAUUGGCUGUUGAUACUCCUUUUGUUUCUCCACCUUUGAAGUCUUCAUUAGAUUCUUAUUCACAUCAUGGAUUCAAUCCUCUCUUUGAAUCAAUAACUGAGGCUGAACUUAACAGGUUGAGAUCUUCACCUCCUCCAAAAUUUAAGUUUAUGCGGGAUGCAGACGAGAAACUGCAGAGGAAAUUGAUGGAAGAAUCUGAGAGAAAGAAAUCACAAAAUGGUGUUUGUGCUCAAGAUUCUCGGGUUGAAGCUUCCAAUUCAACAAUGGUGACAGAGGGGAUUAAUGGGUCAUUUGUGAAUUUCCUUGUUAGUACUAGUAGUAUUGACAAAGAGAAAGAGCUUCUUCAUCAUCUAACUCAGUAUCCUUCAAGUACUGCUCAGGUACUCCCUCUGGCUUCUUCACCUCCAGGCUCCAACAUAACAGACCACUAGACAAGAAGCCCAAUUUACAGUAGUAGAUUUGUUAGAAUUCACAUGAUUAGGGGUAUCUGCUUAUUGUUCCAAUUGAUCUUUAUUUCAAAGAUAAUUACAUGUAUACUGUUUGAAAACCAAUGCUAAUGUAACCGUGAUUAAUCCAGUGUUCUGCAACAUGGAUAGACAAGGUGCAUGUGGGGUAAUCCUGGUUUUUUUCUGUUACCCAUGUUUCCUAGCUGCAUAAAAUAGUCAUCAUUCAUGUGGUUUAUGUCUUUAUGAUUAUGCUCAGGCAUUGCCAUUAUUUAUGUUGAA
Molecule: messenger RNA, 1493 nt
Organism: Tripterygium wilfordii
Lineage: Eukaryota; Viridiplantae; Streptophyta; Magnoliopsida; Celastrales; Celastraceae
Exons: 2
Coding region: 306-1199 (297 amino acids)
Source: RefSeq, a predicted model, not a curated record